Helianthus annuus (common sunflower) is the source of this 5177-nucleotide messenger RNA. RefSeq names its product myosin-11. Lineage: Eukaryota; Viridiplantae; Streptophyta; Magnoliopsida; Asterales; Asteraceae. Gene Ontology annotation, molecular function: actin filament binding; microfilament motor activity; ATP binding. The transcript has 38 exons. The record is from RefSeq and is a predicted model, not a curated record. Gene Ontology annotation, biological process: vesicle transport along actin filament; actin filament organization. The coding region runs from base 366 to 4940 and encodes 1524 amino acids. Gene Ontology annotation, cellular component: cytoplasm; vesicle; actin cytoskeleton.
ACACGAGACAGACAGAGUGGUCGUAUUUGUGUGUUUCGUAACCACGAAUCUGCGAGAAAUUUACGCCAGAGAGAGAGAAAGAAUCAAUCCGGUUUCACAGGGAACCAAUGUCACUUCCACAAUCAACAACAGGUAAUCCAAUCCAAUCCAACAACAAGAGAGAUCGAGAAACCGAAAAAAACCCUAGCGAAGAUCCAACAACAUUGAAAAUCUGUAAAUUAAUUCAAAAUAUGUCCAUAAACUUUCAGUUCUUGCGAUUCAGAUCGAUCAGGGUUUCCAACAUUAGCAUUAGGUAUAUAUGAGUGAUCCAGAGGAAGUUCACAUACAUUUCCCGCGAAAAGCUAGGGUUUCUCUGAACUUUCAUCAUGAGCACUGCGGUGAACAUAGUAGUGGGCUCUCAUGUGUGGGUUGAAGAUGCAGCCCAAGCUUGGGUUGAUGGGCAAGUCAGUACCAUUAAAGGAAAAGAAGUUGAAAUCAAGACCAGUGAUGGGAAAGCCGUGGUUACUAAUAUAUCAAAAAUAUAUCCAAAGGAUACCGAAGCUCCAGCUGGAGGUGUUGAUGACAUGACAAAGCUAUCUUAUUUGCAUGAGCCAGGAGUCUUGCAGAACUUAAGAUCCCGAUAUGAACUUAACGAAAUUUAUACUUACACUGGAAACAUUCUAAUUGCAAUCAACCCGUUCCAAAAGUUACCUCAUUUAUAUGAUGCUCAUAUGAUGCAACAAUACAAGGGAGCACCAUUUGGUGAAUUGAGUCCCCAUGUAUUUGCAAUCGCGGAUACAUCCUACAGGGCCAUGGUCAAUGAGGGAAAAAGUAAUUCGAUUCUGGUUAGUGGUGAAAGUGGUGCAGGUAAAACCGAAACAACCAAAAUGCUUAUGCGGUUUCUUGCGUAUUUGGGUGGCAGAAAAGCUACUGAAGGCCGUACCGUUGAACAACAAGUUCUUGAAUCAAAUCCAGUUCUUGAAGCUUUUGGCAAUGCUAAAACUGUUAGAAAUAACAAUUCUAGUCGUUUUGGGAAGUUCGUUGAGAUACAAUUUGAUAAGAAUGGGAGAAUAUCGGGAGCAGCUAUCAGGACUUACCUUCUAGAGAGAUCUCGUGUUUGCCAAGUAAACGACCCUGAACGGAAUUAUCACUGUUUUUACCUACUUUGUGCAGCACCCCCAGAGGAAGUCGAGAAGUAUAAACUGGGAAGCCCGCAGUCAUUUCACUAUCUUAACCAAUCAAAAUGUUUCGAGCUGGUCGGUGUGAAUGAUGGACGUGAAUAUCUCGCCACAAGGAGAGCCAUGGAUGUUGUUGGAAUAAGUAAAAAAGAACAGGAAGCAAUUUUUAGAGUUACCGCCGCUAUUCUUCAUCUUGGAAAUAUUGAAUUUGCUAAAGGAAAAGAGGUUGACUCUUCAGUGCUAAAAGAUGACAAGGCUAAAUUUCAUCUUAAAAUGGCAGCGGAACUUCUUAUGUGUGAUCCUGUUGGCUUGCAAGAUGCAUUAUGCAAACGAAUGAUGGUAACUCCUGAAGAAGUUAUUAAGAGAAGCCUUGAUCCUCUUAGUGCAGCAUUCAGCAGGGACGGUUUGGCUAAAACAAUAUAUUCCAGAUUAUUUGAUUGGUUGGUUAAUAAAAUUAACGUAUCAAUUGGACAAGAUGCUGAUUCAAAAUCUCUAAUUGGUGUCCUUGACAUCUAUGGUUUUGAGAGCUUUAAGAACAACAGCUUUGAGCAAUUCUGCAUAAAUUUUACAAAUGAGAAACUGCAGCAACACUUUAACCAGCAUGUUUUUAAAGGGGAACAGGAAGAAUAUGAAAAAGAGGCUAUCAAUUGGAGCUACAUUGAAUUUGUUGAUAACCAGGAUGUUUUAGAUCUCAUUGAAAAGAAACCUGGUGGUAUCAUUGCUCUACUUGAUGAAGCCUGCAUGUUUCCAAAGUCAACACACGAGACGUUCUCAAACAAGCUUUAUCAGAUAUUCAAAAAUCACAAGCGUUUUAUAAAGCCCAAGUUGUCACGCACAGAUUUCACAAUUGCUCAUUAUGCUGGAGAGGUGCAAUAUCAAUCUGAACAAUUUCUUGACAAAAAUAAAGAUUAUGUGGUUCCUGAACACCAAGAUUUGUUGGGUGUUUCCAAAUGUUCUUUUGUGGCCGGCCUUUUUCCUCCCGUAGCUGAAGAGUCCUCUAAAUCUUCUAAAUUUUCUUCAAUCGGUUCCCGUUUUAAGCUUCAAUUGCAACAACUGAUGGAAACACUAAAUGCUACAGAGCCUCAUUACGUUAGAUGUGUAAAGCCAAACAAUAAACUGGAACCUUCCAUAUUUGAAAACGUUAACAUCAUGCAGCAAUUGCGUUGUGGUGGUGUUUUAGAGGCAAUCAGAAUUAGUUGUGCUGGUUAUCCUACCCGCCGUGCUUUCUUUGAAUUUGUAAACAGAUUUGGAAUUCUCGCACCCGAAGCCUUGGCAGGAAGUAACUUUGAUGAAAAGGUGGUAUGUGCAAAGAUCUUGGAAAAGGUGGGGCUCAGUGGCUUUCAGAUUGGUAAAACAAAGGUAUUCUUGAGAGCUGGACAGAUGGCAGAAUUAGACGCAUGGAGAGCUGAGAUACUCGGCAAUGCGGCAGCGAUAAUUCAAAGACGCAUAAGAACUCAUAUUGCUCACCAGCAGUUUAUUGCAUUACGAAAGGCUUCACUUUUCUUACAAUCUUUUUGCAAAGGUAGACUUGCUUGUAAAAAGUUUGAAGAACUUAAAAGGAUUUCAGCUGCUAUAAGAAUCGGAAAACACUUGCGUAAAUGGUAUGCUUGGGCAGCCUAUACUCGACUCCGGGCGUCGGUCCUUGUAGUCCAAACAGGCUUUCGUGCAUUUGAGGCUCGUAAAAGAUUCAGACACCGAAAAGAAACUAAUGCUGCCAUUAAAAUUCAGACUUGGUGGCGUUGUCGUAAAAAUUCUGCACAUUAUAAAGGGCUAAAGAUGGCAUCUAUAGUUACACAAUGCAGGUGGAGGGAAAGGAUUGCAAGGAGAGUGCUAAGAAAACUUAAAAUGGAGGCACUAGAAACAGGUGCACUUAAAGAAGCAAAAGAUAAGCUUGAAAAACAAUUGGAAGAACUAACCUGGCGUUUACAACUGGAGAAACGUUUAAGGACUGAUUUGGAAGAAGCAAAAGCACAAGAGUCGAUAAAAUAUCAGAAUACUAUAGAAGCUUUGCUAAAAAAACUUGAUGAAGCAAAUACAAUGACGGCGGUGAAAGAAAGAGAAGCAGCCAGAAAAGUUAUUGACGAAGCACCUGCGGCUUUUGAGGGAAAAGAGAUUGUUAUUGAAGAUACUAAGAAAGUUGAAUCCUUAAAUGAACAAGUUAGGGAUUUUAAGGCUAUGUGGCAGUCAGAAAAGAAACGCGCUGAUGAUAUUAAAGAAUAUUGUGAAGAAAGAUGCAAAAAGUUGGAAGAAACGGAAAAGAAAGUUGUUCAAUUACAGGAAUCUAUGAGCAGGCUGGAAGAGAAGUUGAAUAACUUAGAAUCAGAGAACAAAGUCUUCCGUCAUCAAGCGGUCUCCAUGGCACCUAAUAAGUUUCUCUCGGGCCGUUCCAGAUCUAUUAUGCAGAGGAAUGACAGUGGUACUUUAAGUGUAGAUACAAAGUCAUCUCUGGACCUAUAUAGCCCAUCAUUGGUCCAACGUGAUCUUGCAGAAAUCGAUGACAAACCACAAAAAUCCCUCAAUGAAAAACAACUUGAAAAUCAGGAAUUGCUUCUCAGAUGCAUUACACAACAUCUUGGGUUUGCGGGAAACCGACCUAUAGCAGCUUGUAUUAUUUACAAAUGCCUUCUGCAAUGGAGAUCUUUUGAAGUUGAGAAGACUAGUGUUUUUGACCGUAUCAUCCAAACCAUAGGACAUGCAAUAGAGAAAAAGCAGGAUAACAACGAUGUAUUGGCCUACUGGUUGUCCAAUGCUUCUACUCUUUUGCUUUUACUCCAACACACGUUGAAAGCAAGUGCGGCCGCAUGUUUAAUUGGCUUACGCCGUCGAUCAUCAGCUGCUCUUUUCGGGAGGAUGACACCUAGUUUUCGUGGAACUCCACAUGGGGUCGAUCUCCCCUUUGCAAAUGGAAGCCCGAGUCAUGGAGUUGACGGGUUUAGCAAAGUGGAAGCCAAGUAUCCAGCUUUGCUUUUUAAGCAGCAGCUUACAGCAUAUGUUGAAAAAAUAUACGGAAUGAUCCGGGAUAAUUUGAAAACAGAAAUAUCUCCAUUGCUAGGGAUGUGCAUUCAGGCACCAAGAAUUUCCAGAGCGAGCCUAGUGAAGGGAUCAUCACGUUCAGUUUCUAGUACAGCUCAGCAAACCCUUAUUGCUCACUGGCAAGGAAUUGUUAAGAGUUUUGGAAGUUUCCUAAACAUUUUAAAAACAAAUCAUGUACCGCCAUUUUUAGUGCGUAAAGUUUACACACAAAUAUUCUCAUUUGUUAACGUUCAGCUAUUUAACAGCUUACUUUUGAGGCGUGAAUGCUGUUCGAUUAGUAAUGGUGAGUAUGUGAAAGCUGGAUUGGCUGAAAUAGAACAUUGGUGUUACAAUGCAACUGAUGAGUAUGCAGGUUCAGCUUGGGAUGAACUGAAGCAUAUAAGACAGGCUAUUGGAUUUCUGGUUAUGCAUCAAAAAUCCAAGAAAACAUUGGAUGAAAUAAGUCAUGAUCUCUGUCCAGUUCUUAGUCUGCAACAGUUGUAUCGGAUCAGUACGAUGUAUUGGGAUGAUAAGUAUGGUACACAAAGUGUCUCCGCGGACGUUAUAUCCGGCAUGAAGGUGUUGAUGACCGAAGAAAAAAAUGUCAUGAGCAAUUCCUUCCUGUUGGAUGAUGAUUCCAGCAUUCCAUUUUCGGUUGAUGAUAUAUCAAAAUCAAUGGAUCAAAUAGAAAUCUCAGACAUCGAGCCGCCACCUUUAAUUCGUGAAAACUCAGGAUUUAGCUUUCUGCUUCCACGUAUCGAGAACCACUGAUCUGACAUUUUCUCUUAACGGAAUUGGUUCUUGACCUGAUCGUGUCAUUCAGGUGAAUAUCAACCUCAUUUCUGGUGGACGGUGUAAGAAAAACCUUUGCUCUGAAGAAAUGUGGUUCACUAACCUCAGAGAAAAAUAGCUGCAUUUGCUCGCAUUUUCUCUAUGUUUUGUAGUUUUGUAGCAUGUUGUACAGGUAGAUAUCUACGUUGCUUAUAUGAACUGCUUGUGUUAAUUAAA